Salpingoeca rosetta is the source of this 14067-nucleotide messenger RNA. RefSeq names its product T-cell receptor beta chain ANA 11. NCBI's taxonomy places the organism in Eukaryota, Choanoflagellata, Craspedida, Salpingoecidae. The record is from RefSeq and is a predicted model, not a curated record. Gene Ontology annotation, cellular component: extrinsic component of membrane. Gene Ontology annotation, biological process: protein retention in Golgi apparatus; protein targeting to vacuole. The coding region runs from base 1 to 13971 and encodes 4656 amino acids. Gene Ontology annotation, molecular function: protein binding. The transcript has 49 exons.
AUGUUGGAGUCUGUGCUCUCCACGAUCCUGAACCGCUAUGUUGGCCAGUAUGUCAACAACCUUGAUCCAGACAACCUUCGCCUCGGCGUGUGGCAGGGUGACAUCGAGCUACAGGAUCUCUCGCUGCGACGCGACGCCUUGCGCGAUCUCCACCUCCCACUUGAUGUUCGAGCUGGGUUCCUGGGUCGCCUGGUGAUCAAGAUUCCCUGGGCUAACCUUCGCGGGAAGGCGGUCAUCGUGGAGCUGCAUGACCUGUACAUCCUCGCCGGCCCUCCGAGUCAGGGCAUGUACAGCGCACAGGAGGAGGCAGAUGCCGCACACACGGCCAAGUACCAGCGCCUCGCCGUUCUCAAUGCCCUCGAGGCGAAGGAGCUUGAGGAAGAUGCGGAUGCCAAGGCAAACACGGCGCCCAUCCAGUCCACGCUCGUGGACACCAUCAUCGAUAACGCACAGGUGAUCAUCCACAAUGUGCACGUGCGGUUUGAGGAUGCCUCUCGCCGCGGCGCGAGCGUGUUCGGCCUCAUCAUGGACCGCCUGUCCACCCGCAGCGCUGACGCAAACUACAACCCAAAGUACCUGAGCGAUCAUCAGCUGAUUGCGCACAAGCUGCUGAGCGUGGAGAAUGUUGCGGUGUAUGCCGACGACAGCGGUGACUACUGGUCAGACAUCAUCAACCAGCCCUACAACCUCAAGCAGAAGUUUGUCGCAGCAGCGGACGGCACGAGUGCAAUGCGCCGGCGCUUCCACUACAUCCUCCGCCCAACGUCCAUGACGGGACGCAUGCGACGUGUCAAGACGGAGCGCGCCAUGCAGGACGUACCAACCAUCACCCUGGAGUUUGAUGUGGGCGAGAUUCCGCUGACGGUGACGGAGGAGCAAUUGCGUCAUCUGCAGACGCUCCUCCAGGCGUUUUCCGUCCACGCCGCUGUCCGCCAGCGCCGCCGCCGCCUCUUCAGAAGGGUUGCGUGGUGCCGGCCGCUGCUGCGCAUUCGGGAUUUGCCGCCGGAAGCGCCGCACGAACAGCGCACGGAGCUCAUCCGCGCGUGGUGGCGAUACGGCUGCGAGGUGAGGCGUCCACCAGCAUUUGAGUCUCUGGCCCUGAAAGUGAUUGCUGUUCACCCUGGCGGCAACGGCACCACGCUGCGCAUCGAUCCAGCGUACUUACAGCGCAGGCAGCAGCAGAGGAACGAAUACGUGCAGUUGUGGAUUCGGUCGCUCACCACACACCCAACCAAGGCCGCCGAUCAGAACAGGCUUGAUGACCUGGAGCGCGAACUGACGCUGGACGACAUCAUCAACUACCGCUCACGCGCGAAGCUCUGGAUUGCGAAAGAUGCAAGUCUGACGUCUGCGAUGAAGCGUAGUCGACGGGCAAAAGCAAAUCAACAACAGGGCGGAACCACGUGGUACUCGUGGUUCUUUGGCGCAUCUGCUGCCACACCAGGCGAGGUGGACACGGCGCAGCCAGAGCAGGCAGACGACGACACAGCCUUGCUUGACUCCAUCUCGGAAUCGCAGCGGCAGGCGUUCCUGUCUGCACUGCAAGAGCUGGAGAACCCGAACCUGACAGCAUCAACACAGGACAUCGACCCGACACACGCGUUUCUGCGCGUCACGUUCAAACUUGAUCGCGGCUGCCUCACACUCUGCACCUCCCCCACUGCACAGCAGCAGACACAGGCACAGAAACAGAAACAAACACAGAAACAAACACAGAACCAGCACGAGGGCGUGGCUGCUGACCAUGAUGAUGAUGACGGUGAUGAUGAUGAUGAUGAGGAGGAUGAAGUGAGUGGUGCCAACGGCCACCCUCAUCACCCCGGUGCUGUAGCAGAGUUGGAGUUUGUGCAUCUGACGUGUGGGUUUGAAACGCGUCCUGCGAUUGACGGCGUUUCAUUUGAGAUUCAGCUGCAAGCCAUGAACCUCUAUGAUGCCCGUGUCCCGCGCGGAUCGACACGACCCAUCAUCUGCCAGAAGGACGUGGCAUCCUCAGCGUUGCAACACGACGGCAGCGGUGUUGCUGAGACUGGCACACCAACCACGGGCACAGCAAGUGCAGCUGGCGAUGAAGGCAACUGCGAGCAGUCUCCCACCAAUCAGGCAGCAACCUACGCUGCAGCAACAGCCACAGAACCAACGACGACAACAACAGCAGCGGCGGCGGCAGGAACAUCAACAACGCUGCCAUCGUCACCCGUGCUGCAUCUUCGCGUGGACACGCAGGCGGUUGAAGGGCGGACGGCAACGCACGUAAAGGCACGCACGCUGCCACUACAGGUGUAUGCGGACGCAGGGUGGCUGCAGGCGGCGCUGAAUGUGGUGGCGCCCAUGAUGCAAGACACGGGCAAGGAGGAGGACGAGGAGAAGAACGACAACAACAGCACCCUGGCAUGGCUGUCGGAUACACAGGCAACGGCAGCAGCGCCAGCCCUGACGCUGGACGUCAACAUCUCUGCGCCCGUCGUCGUUGUUCCCAACGGAAAAGGAGAGGUGCUUGUGCUCAACUUUGGACUGCUCAAGGCCAACACAACCUCUGCACUGCAGGGCCUGCUGCACCUGAGCACAGCGGCAGCGGCAGCCACAGCUGAUGGCACCGCCACCUUAGCGGCAGACGCGGAAGGCCAUGCCGCAACCCAUGCUCUCGCGUUGGCAUCAGGCGCGUUGGCCCACCCAUCAUCCUUGGUGAAGCGCACACGCACGACAUCGCAGUCUUCCGACAGUUUCAUCACGCCGCCGUCGAGCCCGUCUGCGUCGCGCGCCAGCCUUGGCAGCAAGGCAGCCGUCGCAGACACUCACUCCGCUGACGAUGACAGUGAUUGUGAUGACGAUGAUGGUGACGAUGAUGAGGAUGGCCAGCAUGAUGAUGAUGCAACCAAGAAGAAGACGACGAGGAAGAAGAACAAACAUGCAGGGCGUGGGGGUGCUGUGAGCCCUUCUUCGCUUGUGAUGCGCAACCGAUUUGGUGGUGUACAUGCUCACGACAGCGAGCGGGAAGGAGCCCAUGAUGCCAGCGCCAGCGACAGCGAACGUGAUGAUGAAGGCGGUGGUGCCGGUGGCGGCGGCAAUACGGCUGCUCGGGGAAAGAAGACACGCGGGCACAAGGAGGGCGCUGAGAGCAACAACACCGACGAAGCGUCCAAGGCGCUUCAAGAACAGCACGAAAUUCGCCUGGAGGACGUGCAGGUGCUGGCAUGUGCAGAGAAGGAGUGGCAGCAGCUACUGGCACAGGGGUUCACAGAGCGCCAUAUUGUUCGCUCCUUCUCCAUCAACUGCACGCUUGACCGCCACACACCGCCGGAUGGCGCGCAGAUGAUUGAGUUUUCGAGUGAGCUGGAGGAAAUGGCAUUUGUCCUGGACGAGUGGGGGCUGCGCACCGUUCUGUCAUGCGUGCAGGCAAUGAGCGACGCGACGGCAUGCUUGCAAGCACCCGGCAUGGCGCCGCCCACGUCGCCGCCCGACAAGAACAGGCCGGCGUCAAUGAGGACCAGUGCAGACAAUGGCAUGCGCAGCGCGAGAGCAAGCAUCAUCAGCCCUACAUCCUCAACGACGGCACAAAACGGUGCCCGUGGCGGCGGUAUUGGUGGCGUCUUGGACGAGACCAUGAGUGCAGCGGAGGCGAUGGUUGGUUCUGUGGAACCGAUUGAGAGCCACGACGACAUGGUGGUGCGCGAGCGCUCGGUAACGGCGCGCAUUCCGCUGGACACGCGGCUUGUUGUGGCGCGGUUCACGCUCAACCGCAGCACGUUUGAAUUGCGCGGCACGCGGCGGCGGCGACUGCUUGCUGCGGAGCUGAACAGCGUGCGCGUCGACUACACGAAGCGGCCAUAUGACGACCACCUCACGCUCUCUGUGCAGUCGUUUCUGCUUGAGGACCCGAUGCAGCCCGUGGACUCAGAGUACCGGCAGCUUGUUGCCAUGAAGUCGUCAAACACGCCCGCACCGCAACGCGCCGAUGAUGGCGACCGCGAUGGUGCCGCUGGUGGUGGUGCUGGAGUCGCCCAUGAUGCCGACGAUGAUGACGUGACCGUCACGGGCGAUAAUGCACAGCCUGCCGACAGCGCCCGAGCUGCUGACCCGAGCAACACGAAGAGCACAAACACGACCAACAACAACACCACUGACGACAAUUUGGACGGCGGUGAGGGCGGACCGACGACCAGUGAGGAGGACCAGCCGCCAUUCGUCAAGAUCACAUACAUCAACCUCCGUGACGUGCCCCUUGGGUACCAAGUCGACAGGUACCACGGGCUGAAGACGCAGCAUCGGCAGUUUCCGCUUGGCUUUUCGCUCGCCAGCAGCAGCGAAGUGGACACGCGCGUGCCGCCACACAUUGUGGAGGUGUCGCUUGGCGACGUGUGCAUUGUCUUCAAUCGGGAGGUUGUUGCCGCCUUGUUGGACUUUGGAACGGCUGCGUUGUCUGUCGUUGCUGGCGCAGACACGCCAACAGCACAACACCAGGGCGCCAGCCACCACACCUCGGCUUCGUCUGCCACGCCCUUUGCAGCAUCAUCAUCAUUAUCAUCUCCGUCGCCAUUGCACGGCCACGAGGCAUCAGAUGGCAUCGCCGCCACCACCACCAACGGAACAGCAGCAGCAGGUACCAACGUGGGUGACAUGCGCAGUCACGACAGCGCUGCUUCAUCGCCUUUGACCGGCUCGACAGCACCCCAGCCACCAGCAACAGAGGAGACGCUUUCUCCCGACCAUGCAGCAACCACACGAAAGCACCAAGAACAGCCACAGCAACAACAAGAACAGCAACAGCAGCAGCAGCGUGAUUCGGUGGUCCGAGAUGCAAAGCCACAGCGCCACGGGCGGCGUAAGGUGAAGAUCACAGCCUCCAUGUCGCUGCUUGACGUCCUCCUCGUCGGAAACGGCGACAAGCUUGCACGCGCCAGCCUGCGGGACACAUGUGUGCGCAUGGACGCGCUGCCUUCCUUCACGCGCGUGUGCGGGCGGCUGGGGAGCCUGUCGCUGCGUGAUCUGACGCCAUGCGGGUUUCUGUACCGCGAUGUGUUCUCAACCACGGGCACGGAGGUGCUCAGCUUUGAGCUGACGACGGGGUGGCUCGAGAACGCGCGUGAUAUUUUGCUGUUGGACGACGAGAGCAAAGAGUGUGCGGCCCGCAGCGACUGUCCCGACCUGCACUACACGACUGCGCUGAGCGUGCGCAUGGCCUCUGUGCGGUACGUGCACACGCGCCGCUUCAUGACCAUCAUGCAGAAUUACGUGACGCAAUUCCAGUCACCGCAGGUUGUCGCACGCGUGCAGACGGCGGCGAAGGAGAUUGUGGACGAAAUCAAGCAGCGCUACACGGAAGAGAUUCUUCGUCUGGAUGUGCAAGUGGACACACCGGUCGUCGUUGUGCCCCGCAACUCGUUCUCACCGCACGUGGUGGAGGCGUACUUGGGGAAGACGCGCGUGUCACACGGCAUGCGGCUGCGCGCCCCCGGCCACGCCAUCAAGGACGGCACGACACCGGCCAGUGGCGAUGGCGGCAGCUACUACGAGGGGUUCGCGCUCGUCGACUGCCUUGUGCUUGAUGUGCGCGACGUGCGACUGCUGUCUGCGACCGUCAUGUCUGAACUGGAGGCGGAGGCCCACCGCACGUUUGCCAACCCGCUGUGCAGCAGCAACCUAGACGACAGCGAUGACGCGUCUUCCUCGUGCUCCUCCAUGGAUGACCUGGUUGCCUUCGCCAGCAGGGAACACCUGGAACAUGACGCAAGCGUGAGCGCAGCCACGCCCGGCUUUCGUCACGUGCACACGAGCACGCACCCGGAGAUGCUGUCCCACUGCAACAUGCACAUUCUGUUUGAGCGGAAUCUGACGCCGGAACGCCGCGACCUGCCAAUGGUGCGCGUGGAGGUGGGCGUGUCCGAUGUGCACGCGCGCGCAGACAACCACCAGUUUGACCUUGUGCUGAGCAUUCUGGAUGAGAACCUUGGCUGUGAGACGGAAUUGUUGGCGACACAGGACCUGGUUGAGCUGCAAACGACCCUGAACAGCCGCGACAACCGCCGCAGGUCCGUUCUCAGCGCAGCAGAAGCAGAGGCGGCAGCAGCAGCAGCAGCACAAACGCAUGCAGCAGCACCGGCAUAUGGUGGUCGUGGUGAUGACGGCCGUGGCAGUGGUGGUGGUGGUGGUGGUGGUGGUUUGGAUGAUGGCGAUGGAGGGAGGAAUGACGCCUUCUUCACACCGGCGCAGUCGCGCAUGCAGUCGCGCAUGCAGCCGCUGUCUCAGCGAGCCAGGAUCGGGGGACGCGUGUCACGAAACCCGUCCGAUGGUGGCGGUGGAGAUGAUGUGAGCGGUGUGCAGCGUGAUCUCGAUGAAGCGCUCAGCACGCGACUGGAGACGGAGUGGCACUUCCUGCCAGGGGUGCCAACAGGUCCCGUGCCAGCAGACACACGCGCACAGCGGCGUGAUGCUGCUGGGCGUCACCUGCGCACCCGCUGGCGGUACAUUGACAUGGAGAACAGGACCGAGAGUCCGCCAAACGAAAUGGACGACGAUGACGAAGAAGCGAACCUUCGUGCCGAGUAUGGCUCCUCGUUGCAGGUCCUGCACACGCGCCCAGAGGACAUGAGCAGCAGCGUUGGACUGGCGGCUGACGUGUCGUCACCAUCACUCUCGUCAUCCGCAGGGACAGCAGUGGAACGGAGAGCGGGCGGCACGGCGAUGGCACGAUCGAUGUCCACCGCAAGCGCCACAGCACUCGACCAGUGGGUUGGGCUGGAGUUUGAACUGAAGCUGGAGAAUGUGCACUUGAAGUUGAUUGACAGGCGCCACGCUGCGGACGAGAAACGACCCCACGAAGAGCCUCUCGCUCACCUGCACCUGCUGCAAUCCGCACUCUCAUUCACGGCCUACACCAACGGUACGCUUGACGACUUGGGCGCGACUGUCCGUCUCUACUCCACGGCCAUCGCUGUGGACAACAUGCUGCCCGACCGCGGUGGGAAGCGAAACUUGUACAGGCGCGUGCUGGCCCCAAUGCCAGACGCCAAUGAGCAUGGUGGUGUUGGUGUUGGUGUUGGUGUUGGUGUUGGUGUUGGUGGUGGUGCCAUGCGCAAGGCUGCAAAGGGCGUGGGCAAGAAGACGUCUGUUGUGGGUGGUGCAACUGCAGCCGACAUUGCACUUGGUGAGAGUGGUGACGAUGACGAUGAUGGGAUGACGCUGAUGGGCGGCGGGAUUGGCGGUGGUGCAGCAAGCACUUCAGGGGCGCCGCAGUUGGAGGUGACGUUCACGAUGAAGCCCCAGGCAGACCGCGUGCACGUGUUGCUGAGUCGCACGCGCGUGCUCAUCUCGCCAGAGUGGGCGGUGCGCAUCGCAGACUUUGCGACGAGCCGCCCCGACAGUGGGCUGAAGAAGCUGUACAACCAGCGCAAGCCGUUCCUGCAGGAGGAAUACAUGGACAUCAAAGCGCCGCCACGCGAGACGCCAACACACACGCGGCUGACACUCAACAUCACCAACCCGGAGCUGAUCAUUGUGGACGACGUGACGUUGCGCACCUCGGAAGCGCUGGUGAUGAAGAUGUGCAACGUGACGAAACUGCGCAUGAACGACUACCCCGAGAGAGCAGCCGUCGAGGCCACACCAACCGUGCCCGUACCUGUUGAGGAUCAAUCCCUCGAACUGCACAUUGAGGAUUUUGAGAUCUUCACGUGUCGCAUGGACAACCAGGCGCGCACACAGCUGUCCAUUGUUGACCCGUGUGGCGUGUCCAUCGAAGCCAACCGUUCCGUUGAGCGCACGACGGGCGAGAGGAAGAUGGCAAACAGCACGGCUGCCAUUGCGUUUCACGGUCCGCAGGCCACAAACAAGGACCACGGCGUGGCAGCCCGCAUCUCCUACAACGACCUUGUUCUCGUGAUGUCGAUUGUCAAGCGCUUUGGCGAUUGGAUGGCCGAGCAUCAGCAGCAACAGCAUCAGGCAGAGAUGGACGCUCACGGGCGCACGAGGCGAGACAAGGCGAUUGAGCGGGCGCAGCGGCGGGACCGACACGUCGCCGUCGCCCGUCUCAAACUCAUCGAGGACGACCCCACCCUCUGCUUGGAGACGCUGUCGCACUUUGACGGGCAAUAUGAGGCGGCGGCGCUUGCGCUGUGCGAACACAUACACACGACAGACAGCACGUGGGCAGCGGCAAAGCAGCCACGCUUCGCCACAUCGUUUCAUCUUCCGGGAUCGCUCCGUUCCAUGGGUGGCUCGCAGCUCCUCAAGAUGUGGUUCCACCAGCACGCCCUGCACAAGCGUUUCAAGAAAUCUGAGCGGCGGCUUUCGUCGCUGUUGGAGCAGCGGCGAGAAACACAGGAAGCGCUGAGAACGGCACAGGCUGAAGGCGACGAGCGAGCUAUUGCUGCGCUGCACACGGAGUUGGUUGCGUUCAACAGACAGGUGGACCUGCUCUCUGCGCAGUUUGCGAUGGUGUCCGCUGAGGUCUCUGUCGUGCUGGCAGAGAAUGGCUUGGAGUCGUUUGCACCGCGACAAGCCCAGCCCAUCGAUUCUCUCGUCCAGCUUGGUUUUAGCGAGGCGGACAGUGCGAUGGCGCUGGCAGCCAACUACGGCAACGUGGAGGCAGCAACCGCCUGGCUGUUUGAGAACGCACCGCGCAGCGCAACAACUCUGGCAUCCGUUGACGACAUCGGUGGCGGUGGUGAUGGUCAUGGUGCCUUGUCGCCACGAGUAGGGUUGUCAUCAAGCGUUGUCUCUGUUGGCCGGCGACACGUGAGCGAAGACGACGACGUGGAGGAUGUGGAGGACUUUGACGCCGGCAACGGGGAUGCAGCGGACGAGGGCGCGCUGGAGGCAAACAAGGCGUCUGCAUGGUUUGCCCUCGCCAAGCUGAUGGAGCGAAGCGGCAACACGGCGUACACGGCGGAGAGGGGCGCACCCUCCAUGGCAUCCGUGCUGGACAAGGACGCAACGCCACCCGGCGCUGUAUCGCGCGUAGAUGUGUUGCGAGCAUCACAGCGGGAUGCAGACGAGCACGACCGCCCCUCCUCCACGUCGUCUGUGCCCUCCACGGCAACCAGCGUCGCCAGCACCACGGCUGGCAGCGGCGUGCCUGCAAGCACGGAUGGCGAAGCGGCGCAUGCGCUUGGCGACGAUGACGACGGUGUUGAGGAGCACGGCAGCGUUCGCUUCUCCAUUCAAUCACUCUCGCUUGGCCUCAUUGAUGACAGCCACGGGAAGGACGUGCCGCUGCUUGAGGGCAAGUUGGAGAGCGUGCUUGCACGCCUCAGCCUCAUGCACGCCGCGGAGGACGACACCACUGUGCAUCUGUACACGGACUGCCGCCUUACGUGCACCGCAUUCAACCCAGAGCUCUCCGCCUGGGAGCCGGUGGUGGAGCCCUGGACGCCAACACUUGUCGCGACAUACAAGCGCGAGGGCAAGACGCCCGAGCUGCUGGUAAAGAUGACGACGGAACAGCGGCUGGAGCUGGUGUGCUCGCCCAACCUCAUCAACCACACACUGCCAACCUUCAGCAGCUGGACGCAAGCGUACACGAACCAGGAUCUGCGUGUGGUGCGGGAGGCAUUUGUUCCCUACCGCUUCCACAACCGGACCGGAAUUCCGCUCGACUUGCUCGUCGAGGACAACCGCGUUGUUCCCAUUGCCGCCGAUCAAUCACGGGACCUGAGUUUCCAGCAGCGGCGUGACAAACACCGCCAGGCGAUGGCAAUGGCACACGCGCAGGCGCACCGCGUUGCCUUCAGGCUGGACGGCUUCCACCAGUGCGUGGAGAAGGUGAACGUGGACCGGCUUGGCAAAUACGUGCACGUUGUGCGACGCCGCGAUGCUGACAAGGCGCCCGUUCGCGUCCUCGUAGAGGUGACGCUGGAGCACGGCCGGAAACACAUCUACUUCACAUCUGCACUGAUUGUUGAGAACAAGCUAUCCGUUGCUGUGGAUCUCCGUCUCAUCGAUGUACACACUGGCGCUGCACUCGACGUUGGUCGCAUUGAUUCCAACGAGAAACUGCCCGUCCAUCUCCUGCACACCAGCGAUAUGAUCUGCUGUCGCCCUUCCUCGCAGGGAUUCAGGUUCUCUGCGCCACUGCGGGCGUGGGGCGACAUGAGCCGACCAGGCGUUCCCCGCGGCACGCUGAUGAGCUGCGAGGCCAUUGCCGAUACGUCAUAUGACACUGUUCCCGAGACGUUCCACUGCUAUGUCAGCAUUGUCGAGCACGGCGUGCGGCGACGCGAUGCGGCCCUCCCCUGCCACACCGUCACGCUCGUGCCCCCGCUUGUGAUUGCCAACUUGCUGCCGGUCGAUGUGCGGUUUGAGAUUGUCGACACCACGCUCUCAGACUCGCUCUCAUCCGGACAGAGCCAGGCCUUGAACAUGGUCAACCUCAACCACAACCUGAGCAUGCGCAUCAAGAUUGACAAGUUUGAGUGGAGCACGGUGUGUCUCAUCCACACCACCUCCAGUCGCACCGCAACAGAUCCCUUCAUCCAUCUCCGCGAUGCAAACAGGAGGUGUUUGCGUGUGCGCAUUGUGAACCAUCAGCUCCAGGAUCCUCUUGGCGCUCGCGUCGUGCAUCUCGUCGCCGAUUUCUGGAUUCUCAACGAAACGCGACUGCCACUCGUCUUCAUGGACCAUCACACCGAUGAUGCCAUGCCGGGCGUGGCCCCAGAGGAGGACACAACCAAGCGCGCGAUUCUGUUCACACCAGGCAUCGCUCGCUCGCAGGCCAAAUGCAAAAUCAGGUUUGGGCGGUCGUCGUAUUGGAGUCAGGGCAUCCCGAUCGACACGGUCGGCUCGUCUGGCUCUGUCGACGUCAACGCCGCAGACGUCUCCUCAGAACUCAAGGCGUAUCAAGUUGGUGUUGAGGUGAACAAAGGCCAGGGCCGGUUCUUCCGCACAAAAGUCGUGCGCUUUGUGCCGCGAUUUGAGUUUGUCAACCGGACAACACGCGGGCUGCUUGUCUCACAGCACCAGCAGCCGUUUGGCGCCGCGUUGUGUCACGUGCGAGCCGGCGAAACGGUCCCCUACCAUUUUCCGGACUUGCGCGUCGGCUCUUCUGUCCAGAUGAAGUUUGAAUCGGACGCGGCGUGGUCGUGGUCAACACCGUACGCCCUCGCUGAUCCAGGCACCCUGCACAUCAAGAUGACGCGCGCAUAUGGGGCCGUCGAGAUUGUGCGCGUGGACGUGCGGCUGCAUGGUGCCACGACGCAGGUGAUUGUGUCCGACAGCACCGACGCGCCGCCGUUCCGCAUUGUCAACGAGAGCAUGAUCUCCAUCAAGUACAACCAGGACGGCGCUGGUGUUGCGUACUCACUCCAUCCUGGCGAGCAGCAUGCGUUUGCGUGGGAUGUUGUCACGCAUUCACCCAUGCUGGUGGUCACCGCAGCCACGGACGUGAAGGCCGGCACCCGCUUUGACCUGCAGCGCAUUCGUUCGCGCGAACGCUUCAGGUACAAGCAGCAGUUCUUCAUCACGGGCCCGGACGGGCUGGUUGUCGGUGCGCGGCGCGCAGGUUCACACGAACACAUCCCCGCGUGUCUCGUCAACAGGCGUGCGGGCGACCCGUUCCAGCUGUGGCAGUUCCAUGGCCGUGAGCUCAUCAACAAGGCCGGCUAUCGUCUUGAAGUCUCCACAGAGGGAUUGGCGGGCGCGCAGGUGCACAUGCGCAAGUGGUCGCCCUCUGUUCGGCCUGGCCAGGCUCCACUCACCCCGCACCAGAUGUGGAAGUUUGAGCAGGGACGCCUGCUGUCCUUCAAAAUUGUGCAAUCGAGCUCCAAUUCGCUGCAGCGCGGAACGCCCUAUGCCCUGCACGUCCUGUCGGACAGCCAGUCCGGCAGCGUUGGCGACGGCGCCCUCCUCAUCAUCUCGCCCGCGCCCACACGCCGCUGUGAUCGUGCGCAGUCGUUCAAACAGCUGUGCGAUCCACCGGGCAGUGGCGCUGUUGUGGGCGAGGUCACAGCCGACGGCGCAACCCGUGUGCUCACGUUCCAUGACGCAGCAGACUUCGAGCGCAAGCUGCGGCAAAACCGGCAAGAGGAUCUGCUUGUGAGCUUUGAGGUGACACUUGACGAAGGUGUUGGCCUGUCGUUGAUCGACCGCAACGCGCGUGCGCUGCUGUACGGCGCUGCACGCGGUGUUCUUCUCAACGCCCGCCGCUCCUUUGCUGAGGACACACUCGGCUUGGGCGUCUACCAGUUCCAGGUGGACAACCAGAGCAAUUUCUCCACCAAGCGGCCAGCGGUGCUGUGGUCCGCAUCGCCGAAGAAGACACGCGCUCUUCAGAUUGAUCUCCAGCGGACACACGACGCCCUCACAUCGUGCAUGAUAUUCCACAACCUCGAGAUUGCUGUUGCGCCGCUGCGGUUGCGCUUGGAGGAGCUUGUGCUGCUUCGCGUUCUCGACAUUUUCCGUGAUGUCCUCAUCAGCAACCAGACGCAGAAGGUCAUGCAUCCGAGUGAAACGCUGUUCUUGGCGCCGACGGAAGAGGACCUGAUGCAUUCACUUCACAAGGCGCCGCUCUCGACGCUCGAAACGCCACUGCAAGUGUUCUUUGAAGUGUUCAACUUCUCCAAACUACAGAUUGAGGCGGCUUGCUACACAUCGCAGCUUCCUGCGCCCAUGCAACAACUGAAGAACGAGCUUGGCAUCAAGUUUUAUGGCUUUGAGAACAAGUUUCGGAUUGAGGCGUUUUCGCUCAGUUCGCCGUUUGUGAACCAAACCGCCCUCUCGGAGCUCGUUGUUGACCACUUCAAGCAGCAAAUCAUGUGGCAGCUCUUCAAGCUUGUCAUGUCGUCAGAUGCGUUUGGAAACUUGCUCGGGCUUGGUCGUGGUCUUGGGCGCGGCGUCUCCGAUUUCAUCAAACACACGCGCAGGGGCCGCGUCUUCACCGGCGCCGGGCUGCUGGCGACCAACGUGGCCAACUCCGUGGCGGACACCACCUCCAAGCUGUCGAAAACCGUGUCAAACGUGUUUACGACGAGCCGUGCAGCGGAAGCGGAGCAGCGGCGGCGCGAGCAGCAGCCGGGCGUGGGCACCGCAGUCUCAAACCUCACAGACAACUUUGUUGGCGGGCUCAAAGGGUUCUUCUCCCGGCCCAUUGAGGGUGCGAAGCGGACGGGCGCAACCGGUUUUGUCAAAGGUUUCUUCCAGGGCACGGGCGACAUGAUCAGCGGCACCGUUGGCGGCAGCAUGAAUUUCGUCUCGGAUAUGAGCGCAGCCAUCAAAGAAACGACUGCGGUGAACUCGAGCCCUGAGCGCAUCCGGCUGCCACGCUGCAUUGGUCCCGGCCUCAUCAUCACGCCCUACAACCUCCAGCUCGCACGUGACCAGAUGCUCCUCUACAAACUCAACGGAUACACAAUGGACGAGCGGCUGCUGGGAACAAUGAAGCUGUGCCAGCUUAGUGGCCAGGUUGCCAUGGUGUCGAGCGAUAGGUUGAUCAUCCUUGACCAGCGUGACGGGGUGUCGAUUGUGUCGGAGGUGUGGUACAGCGGAAUGCACAAGCACGUGGUUGUGUCUGAGGAAGCGCCGUCCACCUCCAGAUACUCAAUCUUCUACGUCGAGUUCAUGCUUGACCCACAGAUGGAGCAAGAGGUGCGCCGCGCUCUUGAGAUGAACGGGAGCUCGCGCCUGUCAACCAUCAAACCACUGCCUGAUGAGUCGCCAUCGUCGUUGUCAUCGUCAUCAUCCCUGUCGUCGUCGUCUGCGUCAAGAGGGCCCGCCAGCCACAGCCGUUAUGAUCGACGAAGACACGACGGCGCUGGGAACGAUUCCAGGCAUUCACAGCAGCCGUCACGCCACGGCAGGGAUGACCGUGGUCGUGGUGGGCGCCCAAAGCCGAGGCGCAUGCGGAUUCGAUGUGACACGAAAGACAUUGCCAUUGACCUCUUCCACCGCGUUGAUCACGCUUCGCGCCUGUUCCGGGAGAGCCAGAACAAGUGCGUGUAUUACGACGUGCGCCAGGCACUCGCCUUCCGCCAGAAGGAGACCUAAGCCGCUUGCUGUGUGUACAUGCUUGCGGGUGGCGCAUACACACUUGUUUGGUUUUUCGGGUAAAAGCUGAACGUGUGUGUGUGUGUGUGUGUGUGU